UCUACAAGUAAAAUCAACUGAACAUCAUGUUUAUCCGCCCCUCUACUGUUCUCGUUGUCCUCCUCGGCCUGACGGCCCUUGUCAGCGCUGGAGUGCCACUGGCUCGUAGGGGUCCUAGCAUCGAUGACAUUGACAAGCGCGAGGCACCCCCUGCUGCUAGGUCUAAUGUCGUCGCGAGCUUCACAUCGCCUUCAAUCAGAACCUCAUUCCCACAUCUCGCAAAAAUGCCAAAGAGAUCAUAAAUAGUUUUGCCGAUUGCUGUUCAAUUUCUUGACAUGUUGUAAUUCCUAGUGAAUAACAACCGUAGAAGUCAUGAAAAACCUACAAACUUUGGAGUUUUAGACUGUGCCGGUACACACUUUCGAUUAUCUUACUCGCUAGUUCACUUCUCGUAGUUUUGAAAAGAUGAUUUGUGCAUAGAAUAACUCUUGUCAAUGCCAUCUUUUCAAAUUUUCUAAUACUGAGC
Molecule: messenger RNA, 466 nt
Organism: Suillus plorans
Lineage: Eukaryota; Fungi; Basidiomycota; Agaricomycetes; Boletales; Suillaceae
Exons: 4
Coding region: 27-242 (71 amino acids)
Source: RefSeq, a predicted model, not a curated record